AUGGCCGUGGUGGUUGUCCCCGCCGCCGUCGCGGCCGUGGUCGUCCUCCUCUCGGUCUCGGCCUCGCCGCCCGCCGCGGCUCAGCCGUGGCAGUACUGCGGUAGCAGCGCCCGGUACUCGCCCAACAGCACGUACCAGGUCAACCUCGAGGCUGUGUCCGCCGCGCUGCCCCGCAACGCGUCGUCCUCGCCGGCGCUCUUCGCCACAGCGGCCGCCGGCGGCGACGACCGCGUCUUCGCGCUGACGCUGUGCCGGGGCGACGCCGACGCGUCGGGGUGCCUGGACUGCGUCGUGGACGCGUUCCGCCACGCGCGGGGUUCCUGCCCGCUCGACAAGGAGGUGGCCGUGCUCUACGACGCCUGCUUCCUCUACUUCUCCGGCCAGGACUUCCUCGCCACCACGACCAACGUCGGCCAGAUCAGCCUCUACAACACGCCGCAGAACGCCAGCGCCGACCCCCGCGCCGACGCCCUGUUCACGGCGCGGGUGCGCGCGCUGCUCAACGGCACGGCGCGGUGGGCGGCGUACGGGUCCACCAGGAGGUUCGCGACGGCGCGGAUUUGGAACGGCAGCGUCGCGGCGCCCGUGCCCACGAUGUACGCGUUGGCGCAGUGCACGCCGGACCUGUCGCCCGCCGACUGCUGGGGCUGCCUGGAGGACCUGGUCGGCAAGGCGCCGUUGGCCAGCGGGACGAUCGGCGCGCGGACAGCCGGCGUGCGCUGCAGCUACCGGUACGAGAACUACGCCUUCUUCCGUGGCGUGCCCAUGCUCAACAUGGGGACGCCGCCGCCGCCGCCGCCAUCCACUCAACCAACGGCCGGCCGACGCUCAGGAAAAAGGAAGAAGCAGUGGAUUGUAUACAUAAUUGUCCCUAUUGUAGGGAUUUUCUUAUGCAUAUUUUGCUUUGGAUGGAUAAGAUAUCUGAGAAAAGGGAGGUUGAAGUUGCAAGAACAACCCAUGGCAAAUUUGACCAGAGUCGACGAUGUAUCAUCGCUUUGGACAAUUCAAGAUACGGAUUCAGAGUUCACAAUGUUCGAUUUCCGUCAAAUACUUGAGUCUACCGACAACUUCUGUAAUGAAAACAAACUUGGACAAGGGGGCUUUGGCGCUGUAUACAAGGGUCAAUUACCGAAUGGGCUUGAAAUAGCAGUUAAGAGACUAGCUUCACAAUCUGGUCAAGGGUCUGUGGAGUUUAAGAAUGAAAUCCAUCUUAUCGCUAAACUACAACAUACCAAUCUAGUUCGACUACUUGGAUGCUGUGUUCAAGGGGAAGAGCUCAUAUUGAUAUACGAAUACAUGCAAAACAAGAGUCUGGAUUUCUUCAUCUUUGAUCUAACAAGAGCAAGAUUACUUACUUGGGCCAAACGUCUUAAUAUAAUUGAGGGGAUAGCACAAGGUCUUCUAUAUCUUCAUAAGCUCUCCCGACUGCGCAUCAUACAUAGGGACCUGAAAGCAAGCAAUAUUCUCUUGGACAGUGACAUGAAUCCCAAGAUCUCUGAUUUUGGGCUAGCAAAAGUAUUUAGCUCAAAUGCUAUUCAAGGAAAUACGAAUAGAGUAGUGGGGACAUAUGGCUAUAUGGCUCCUGAGUAUGCUUCGGAUGGUGUCUUCUCUGUCAAAACUGAUGUCUUUAGCUUCGGUGUGUUACUUCUUGAGAUUAUUAGUGGGAAGAGAAAUGCUGGUUUUCACCAGCAAGGAGAUUUCUUCAACCUGCUUGGCUAUGCAUGGAAGCUAUGGAAGGAGGGCAGAUGGUUUGAGCUUCUUGACAAAUCAUUAGCAGAUCACCACGACCAAGAUCAAGCACUGGAGAUACUGAAAUGCAUCAAUAUUGCCUUGAUGUGUGUCCAGGAGAAUGGAGCUGAUCGCCCUACCAUGUCCGACGUAGUUGCAAUGCUAUCUAUGGAGACCAUGUCGAGCCUGCCAUGCCCAAAGCAGCCGGCCUACUUCAACUUGAGCUCGGCGGAUGGAGAGCUAUCAACUACUGCACCUAGCAGUGUAAAUGUUGUUAGUGUUUGCAUUUCAGAGGGUAGAUAG
Molecule: messenger RNA, 2031 nt
Organism: Miscanthus lutarioriparius
Lineage: Eukaryota; Viridiplantae; Streptophyta; Magnoliopsida; Poales; Poaceae
Source: the annotation of a GenBank genome assembly